Molecule: messenger RNA, 359 nt
Organism: Neopelma chrysocephalum (saffron-crested tyrant-manakin)
Lineage: Eukaryota; Metazoa; Chordata; Aves; Passeriformes; Pipridae
Product: vacuolar protein sorting-associated protein 52 homolog
Exons: 3
Coding region: 87-344 (85 amino acids)
Biological process (GO): retrograde transport, endosome to Golgi; Golgi to vacuole transport; lysosomal transport
Cellular component (GO): GARP complex
Molecular function (GO): syntaxin binding
Source: RefSeq, a predicted model, not a curated record
AGCACAUCCUGGAGAAGCUCAAGGUCAAGGCCGUCACCAAAAUCCGGGAAUUCAUCCUGCAGAAGAUUUACUCCUUCCGCAAACCCAUGACCAACUACCAGAUCCCACAGAAUUCCCUCCUCAAAUACAAGUUUUUCUACCAGUUCCUGCUGGGGAACGAGCGGAACGUGGCGCAGGAAUUGCGGGAUCAGUACGUGGAGACCGUCAGCAGGAUCUACUUCUCCUACUUCAAAUCCUACACCGGGAGGCUCAUGAAGAUCCAGGUGGGAAUUCCCGAGGAUUUGGGAAUUCUGGAGGGGGUUGGGAGGGCGCAGGAGCCGUUUUGGGGGGGAAUUUUGGGAUAGAUCCCAAUUGGAAUU